Antrostomus carolinensis (chuck-will's-widow) is the source of this 3110-nucleotide messenger RNA. RefSeq names its product ankyrin repeat domain 52 (gene ANKRD52). NCBI's taxonomy places the organism in Eukaryota, Metazoa, Chordata, Aves, Caprimulgiformes, Caprimulgidae. The record is from RefSeq and is a predicted model, not a curated record. Gene Ontology annotation, molecular function: protein binding. The coding region runs from base 432 to 3110 and encodes 892 amino acids. The transcript has 26 exons.
CUCUGGUCCAAGCCAUCUUCAACCGCGAUAUAGAGGAGGUGCGGUCGUUGCUCAAUCAGAAGGAGAACAUUAAUGUAUUGGACCAAGAAAGAAGAACGCCGCUGCAUGCUGCUGCCUACAUAGGAGAUGUUGCAAUCCUCGAGCUCCUCAUACUGUCAGGUGCUAAUGUUAAUGCAAAGGACACUGUUUGGCUCACCCCGUUACACCGCGCUGCGGCUUCUCGGAACGAGAAGGCACUUCACCUCCUCCUGAAGCACUCUGCAGAUGUCAAUGCCCGUGACAAGUAUUGGCAAACACCUCUGCAUGUCGCCGCUGCCAACCGGGCCACCAAAUGCGUGGAGGCCAUCGUCCCCCUGCUGAGCACUGUCAACGUGGCGGACCGCACGGGCCGCACCGCGCUGCACCACGCCGUGCACAGCGGCCACCUCGAGAUGGUGAACCUGCUGUUGAACAAAGGGGCCAGCCUGAGUACUUGUGACAAGAAGGACCGCCAGCCCAUCCACUGGGCAGCUUUCCUUGGGCAUUUGGAAGUUCUGAAGCUGCUGGUGGCCCGGGGAGCUGAUGUGAUGUGUAAGGACAAGAAGGGCUACACCCUGCUGCACACUGCGGCAGCCAGCGGCCAGAUCGAAGUUGUACGUCACCUGCUGAGGCUGGGAGUCGAGAUCGAUGAACCAAAUUCCUUCGGUAACACUGCACUUCACAUUGCCUGUUACAUGGGCCAAGAUGCCGUGGCCAACGAGCUGGUCAAUUACGGCGCCAACGUCAAUCAGCCUAACGAGAAGGGCUUCACCCCUCUGCACUUUGCUGCCGUCUCCACCAAUGGGGCCCUGUGCCUAGAGCUCCUCGUGAACAACGGGGCCGAUGUCAACUUUCAGAGUAAGGAAGGGAAGAGCCCUUUGCACAUGGCUGCCAUUCACGGACGGUUCACGCGUUCACAGAUCCUCAUUCAGAAUGGCAGUGAGAUUGACUGUGCUGACAAAUAUGGCAAUACCCCCCUCCACGUUGCUGCUAGAUACGGCCACGAGCUGCUAAUUAGUACUUUGAUGACGAAUGGUGCUGACACUGCAAGGCGUGGGAUCCACGACAUGUUCCCUCUGCACUUAGCUGUUCUCUUUGGAUUUUCAGACUGUUGUCGUAAGCUACUUUCCUCAGGUCAGUUGUACAGUAUCGUCUCCUCGCUGAGCAAUGAGCACGUGCUGUCUGCAGGCUUUGAUAUCAACACACCUGACAACCUCGGGAGGACUUGCCUCCACGCUGCUGCUUCUGGAGGGAACGUUGAAUGUCUUAAUUUGCUGUUGAGCAGCGGUGCUGACUUGAGGAGGAGAGAUAAAUUUGGAAGGACUCCACUGCACUACGCAGCUGCCAACGGCAGCUAUCAGUGUACGGUGACGCUGGUCACGGCAGGAGCCAGUAUUAACGAGGCUGACUGUAAAGGCUGUACCCCCUUACACUAUGCUGCUGCUUCGGACACGUACAGGAGUUGUUUAGAGUUCCUGCUGGAUAAUGGUGCUGACCCAUCCCUCCGGGACAAGCAGGGAUAUACCGCUGUCCACUAUGCAGCUGCGUACGGCAACAGGCAGAACCUCGAACUGCUUCUGGAAAUGUCUUUUAACUGCCUGGAGGAUGUGGAAAGCACCAUUCCAGUCAGCCCUUUGCACUUAGCUGCCUAUAAUGGUCACUGUGAAGCCCUAAAGACACUUGCUGAAACCCUCGUGAACCUCGACGUGCGGGACCACAAGGGGCGGACGGCGCUGUACCUCGCCACGGAGAGAGGCUCCACGGAGGGCGUGGAGGUGCUCNNNNUGGAAGGAGGGGACCCGUCUGUACCUGUGUGUGACUCCUUCCCUCACCCCUUGUCUCCAGCUGCCAACGGGAACACUGAUUCCCUGCACCUCCUGAUAGACAGCGGGGAGCGGGCAGACAUCACCGACGUCAUGGACAUCCACGGCCAAACCCCACUGAUGCUGGCGAUCAUGAAUGGCCACGUUGACUGUGUCCAUCUCCUGCUGGAGAAGGGAUCCACAGCCGAUGCAGCAGACAAGAGGGGGAGGACCGCCCUGCACCGAGGGGCUGUGACAGGGUGUGAGGACUGCCUGGCUGCCCUGCUGGACCAUGAUGCCUUCGUUCUGUGUCGGGAUUUCAAAGGCCGGACCCCGAUCCACUUUGCGUCGGCGUGUGGGCACUUAGAAAUCCUGAGGACCCUGCUGCAGGCAGCCCUCUCUACUGACCCUCUGGACUCUGUCGUGGACUACAGCGGCUACUCACCGAUGCACUGGGCUUCAUACAGUGGGCAUGAAGAUUGUCUUGAAUUGUUACUUGAACACAACCCGUUUGCAUACCUAGAAGGAAAUCCCUUUACUCCAUUGCACUGUGCAGUAAUUAACAACCAGGAUGGCACUGCUGAAAUGCUGGUGGAAGCAUUAGGUGCCAAGAUUGUUAAUAGCAGAGAUGCCAAAGGAAGGACACCCCUUCACGCUGCUGCCUUUGCAGACAACAUCCAUGGUUUACAGCUGCUUCUGCGCCACCAAGCCGAGGUGGACAUGACUGACAAGCUGGGGAGGACUCCCCUGAUGAUGGCUUCUGAGAAUGGGCACACUGCAGCAGUUGAGUUCCUGCUGUACCAAGCAAAAGCAAAUAUAACUGUGCUGGAUGUCAACAAGAACACAGCUCUUCACCUGGCCUGCAGCAAGGGUCAUGAAAAGUGUGCCUUGUUGAUCCUGGGGGAAACCCAAGACCUUGGCCUUAUCAAUGCAAGUAACAGUGCUCUGCAGAUGCCGCUCCACAUUGCAGCUCGGAACGGGCUGGCCUCCGUCGUCCAGGCCCUGCUCAGCAGAGGUGCCACUGUGCUGGCUGUGGAUGAAGAAGGUCAUACCCCAGCCUUGGCAUGUGCUCCCAACAAGGACGUCGCUGACUGCCUGGCACUUAUCCUCUCCACCAUGAAGCCUUUCCCACCUAAAGACGCCAUCAGCUCUUUCAGCUUCAACCUCCUCAAGAACUGCGGCAUUGCAGCCAAAACCGCCGCCUGCGGGGCUCUGCCCAACGGCAGCACCUGCCCCUACGGCAAGGACCGGCACAACGCCAUCGGCUUGGACGGCUGUUACUCGGAGUAG